Molecule: messenger RNA, 555 nt
Organism: Leptosomus discolor (cuckoo roller)
Lineage: Eukaryota; Metazoa; Chordata; Aves; Leptosomiformes; Leptosomidae
Source: RefSeq, a predicted model, not a curated record
GCCCUCUUCACCCUGCGCAACCUGGGUGGCCCAGCGGCCGUGGACUGGAUCAGCCGGGCCUUCGGGGAUGGCUCUGCGCUGCUGAAGCAUGAGCUGGCCUACUGCCUGGGCCAGAUGCAGGACGAAGCCGCCAUCCCUGUGCUCAUCCGGGUGCUGGAGGACACCAGCCAGGAGCCCAUGGUCCGGCACGAGGCGGGUGAAGCCCUGGGUGCUAUCGGGAAUCCCAAUGUGCUGGAUGUCCUGAAGCGCUAUUCGGAGGAUCCUGUGGUUGAGCCUUGUCAGCUGGCCGUGAGGAGGCUGGAGUGGCUGCAGGACAACAAGCAGGAGCCAGGCCCCAGCCCCUACCUCUCCGUGGAUCCUGCUCCCCCCGCCGAGGAGACAGACGUGGCCAAACUCCGCGAAACCCUCCUGGACGAGUCGCGCCCCCUGUUCGACCGCUACCGGGCCAUGUUUGCCCUGCGAAACCUGGGGGGCCGGGCUGCUGUGCUGGCGCUGGCCGACGGUAAGGGCCAGCGGGAGGCUGCCCGCGGGCUGUACGGGUUAAUCCGGGAUUGA